UUGCAGGGGGAGGAGCUUCAACAGUGCCUGGGACUUGCGACCCAAGUUGGCGCUCCGACCUCGCCUGACUGGCAGGGGGCUGGGAAUCCUGUUUGCGUCCAGCCCCCUGCUGGCGAUUGCCCACCUUCUGGCGGACCCCUCACGCCCCCCCAGGUGGGGGGGGGCUCUGUUGUGGCCGAAGCGCACGGCCAUCUAUGGCCGUCGCAGGGGCGGGUGAAGAUGGACGCUGUGUGCGCCACCUUCCGCCCCUUCUCCUUCUACGGAGCGCUGGCGCUGAGGGAUCGUCCUCGCGCUGCCGCUCCGCCGCCUCCUUCUGUGACAUUACGUCCUCGCAGAAGGAGGCAACUGCAGUCCACGCCUCCUCACUCCCCAGCAUGGCGGUGA
This is a messenger RNA of Danaus chrysippus (African queen), 384 nucleotides long. The record is from the annotation of a GenBank genome assembly. NCBI's taxonomy places the organism in Eukaryota, Metazoa, Arthropoda, Insecta, Lepidoptera, Nymphalidae.